Messenger RNA from Aureococcus anophagefferens, 5100 nucleotides. RefSeq lists its product as hypothetical. Gene Ontology annotation, molecular function: transmembrane transporter activity. Gene Ontology annotation, biological process: transmembrane transport. NCBI's taxonomy places the organism in Eukaryota, Pelagophyceae, Pelagomonadales, Pelagomonadaceae. The coding region runs from base 1 to 5100 and encodes 1699 amino acids. The transcript has 6 exons. The record is from RefSeq and is a predicted model, not a curated record.
AUGGAACUCGCGGACAUCGCCAUGGACGACAUGGACGACUUCGCCGACUUUCCGGCGCCGGACCCGAGCGCGCUGCUCGCGGCGGCGACGCGCAACCUCGACGGCCUCGGCGCGCCGCCCUCGGGCAUCACGUCCGAGCUCGAGGCCGAGCUCGCCCGCGCCCAGGCGGAGCUCGACGUCGCGCUGAGCGCCGAGCCGCCGCGGACCGUCAACCUGCGCGCGAGCUACGACGACGACGACGACGGCGCGUCGGGCUCCGCGCCGCCGCCGGAUUUCGCGGCGGCGGCGUUGGACCCGACGAUGAAGGUGCCGCUGGCCAUGAACGCGCCGCCGCCGUCCAUGGUGCGGCGGCCGUCGGAGGCCGAGGAGAAGGCGCCGCCGCCCGCGCGCAAGGGCUCCUGGUACGCGUCGAUGCGGCGCCUCUCGGCGAGCGCCGCGAAGAACGUGUCCGCGGCCGCCGGCGCCGCGCGGAGCCGCCUCGCGAGACCAAAGACGGACGCGAAGCGGCCGUCGAAGCGGGCCCUGGGCCAGCUCCUCGCGCUCCGCUGCGACUUCCAGCUGCGAGCCGUCGCCGGCAACGACGACUACGAGGCCGCGCUCGCGGCGCUCUGGGCGUCCGCGUCCGCGGCGCGCCGCGCCGCGACGGGCGCCGUCCCCCGGGCCUUCGAGCGGCGGUCCGAGACCUGGAUGGACUUUGGGUUUUCCACGUCGAACCCCGACAUCGAGGCGGCGGAGGGCGGCUUUCUGGUGGUCCGAUGCCUCGUGGACCUCGGCGACCGCUUCGAGGACACGCUGGCGGCCCUCUUCCGCAAGGGCGUGCCCGUCGGCGCGGCGGCCGUCGGGCUCUGCGGCGCCCUGGCGGACUUCCUGGAUCUGGGCGCACCGCGCGACGCGCCGUUCGCGGAGCAGCUCUUCUGGGGAGCGUUCGACGACGACCCCAAGGCCUUCUUCGAGGUCUUCGCCGUCGGCUGCGCCGUCGUCGAGCGCGAGUGGGCCGGCGACGCCGGCGCGGCCGUGGCGGUGGCGGCGUCGGAGGUGUCGUGCCUGCUGAAGCAGGGCCCGCGGUCGUUGGACGAUUUGAGGGCGCUCGCGCGGACCGUGCCGCACUCGCCGCACCACGAGACCGCGAACGCGCUCGCGCGCGCGGCGUCGGCGGCCUUCUCCGACGACGAGCCCGAGGAGGAGCCGGCGCCGCCGGCGGCGUCGCCCGCGGCGUCGACGCGGCGCGACGCCACCAUGGGGCUCAUGGAGGCCGCGCGCGCCAAGGCCGACGCGGCGCUCGCGAAGCUCAAGGCCGACGAGGCGGAGGCCAAGGCGCGGCGCGCGGCGGAGGACCGGCGGCGGCGCGACGAGGCCGAGGCCGCGGCGCGCCGCGAGGCCGAGGAGACGGAGCGGUCGCGGCGCGCGGAGAUCGCGGCGCUCGAGGCCGAGGAGGCGCGGCUCGAGGAGCGGGCCCGGGAGCAGCGGCGGCAGGCGCGGCUCGACGCCGGGGACGACGUCGACGCCGAGGCCGUCGUCGCGACGUCGCCCGUGUCGACGUCGUCCGUCGCGUCGCUCGACGCGGGCCCCGUGCGGUCCGCGGAGGACUCCAUCUCCCACAUCGACGACCUCCUCGGCGACGUGAGCGCCCCCGCGGCGCGCAAGCACGUGGCGAACUUCCUCGCCGGCGUCGCCGGCGCGGGCCUCGUGGCCGCGCCCGUGGCCGUCGUCGCCGAGACCGCCGUCGCCGACGCGCCGCCGGCGCCCGCGGCCGCGGCGAAGCCCAAGAGCUCGUUCCAAGGCGGCGAGGUCCAGCGCCAGCUCGCGGCCGCGCGCGAGAAGAGCGCCGCCGCCGCGGCCGCGGCCAAGGCCGACGCCGCGUCCGGGCCGGCCGCCGCGCCCGCGGUCGCCGCCAAGCCCGCGCCGGCCGCCAGGGCGCCCGCGGCCAAGGCGCCCGCGGCGCCCGCGGCGCCCGCGCCCGCGCCCGCGCCGGCGGCGAAGCAGCUCGGCGGCGAGGCGCUCGUGCCCCGCGCCGCGGACCUGCUCUCCACGGAUGCGGCGCCGGCGGCCAAGGCGCCAAAGGCGAAGCCGGCGCCGAAGCCCAAGUCCGACAAGGCCAUCGAGAAGGAGCAGGCGGCGGCCGAGGCCGCCGCGAGGGCCGACGCGAAGCGCGCGGAGAUGGCCAAGGACGUCGCGGCGAAGAAGGAGAAGCUCGCGGCCUCGAAGGUCGCGCAGGCCGAGGCCGCCGAGGCCGCCAAGGCCGCCAAGGCCGAGCGGGCCGCCGCCGCCGCAGCGGCGAACGCCGAGAAGGCCGCCGCGCUCGCGGCCGCCAAGGCCGCCGCCGCCGCGGCCAAGCCCGCCACCAAGGCGCCGCCCGCGCCCGCCGCCGCCAAGGCGCCGGCGGCCAAGCCCGCGCCCGCGGCCAAGGCCGCGCCCGCGCCCGCGCCCAAGGCCGCGCCCGCGCCCAAGGCCGCGCCCGCGCCCGCGCCGGCCAAGCCCGCCGCCGCCAAGCCCGCCGCCGCGCCCGCGCCCAAGGCCACCAAGGCCGCGCCCGCGCCCAAGGCCGCGCCCGCGGCGCCGAAGCUCAAGGAGCAGGUCGCCCGCGACGCCGCGUCCGCCGCCGUCGCCGCGGCGCAGCAGCAGCGCGGCGACGCGACGAAGGCCGUCAAGGACGCGGAGCGGGGCCGCUCCAAGUUCGCGUCGGGCAAGGAGAAGGCCAUCUACGCCAAGGCCGUCAAGAACGUCGACGCGGCGACGAAGAAGGUCGAGAAGACGAAGAAGGCCCUGGCGGCGGCCGACAAGUCCCUGGGCAAGGCGAAGAAGCGCGCCGCGGAGGUCGCGAAGAAGCAGGCCGAGGCCGACAAGAAGGCGCGGAACGAGGCGGCGAAGAAGGCCGCGAAGAAGAAGGUCGCCGACGACAAGGCGGCGCGGAAGCGCAAGGAGCAGGACCAGAAGAAGGCCGCGGAGUUCGCGAAGAAGGAGAAGAAGCGCGCGGAGGAACCACUGCUCCUGCUGGCGGCCCUCGGCGCCGCCGCCGGCUACGCGCCGGCGCGCGUCGCCGGCCUCGCCCCGCGCCGCGGCGGCCUGCGGUCGCCGGCGACGCGUCUUUCGCGGCCCAGCGGCUGGCGCACCUACGCGACGCUCGCCACGGAGGAGGAGACGGCGGAGGCGCCCGCGGAGGAGAUGAUCGUGCUCGGCGCGCCCUUCGAGGUCGCCGAGUACCCGGGCUCCACCGACGAGUUCGUCGACGCCUACCGCAAGUUCCGCGCCGCGAACAACGUCGAGGUGAGCCCCGACGAGGCGCGCCGCGACAUCCAGGCCUUCAUGUCCGACGAGACCAUCAUGGAGAAGUGGCGGCCCAUCCUCACGAGCGCCGCCGAGGAGGCGAACAAGAUGACCUGGGUCGACUACGUCAACACGUUCACGUCGCUCGCGCUGCCGCUCGCCGUCGGCUUCACGUUUCUGCCCCUGCUGCGGACGCUGGGCACGCAGGUGCCCGUGAUCAACGACGUCGUGAUCCCCAACCUCGACAAGGGCGUCGACCUCGUCAAGUCGGGCUUCCAGAAGGCCGUCGAGCUCCCCAUCUGCCUCGAUGGCGCGGGCGUGACGCUGCCGUCGUCGCGUCGACGCGUGCGCAUCACAAUGGCGCCGAUGUGCGUGCCGCAGUGCGGCGCGCUGCGGGACCCGUACAGCGCGCAAUUAUUGAGCGCCAUGGCGCUGAUGCAGAUCGGCUCCGGCUACAACGUCGUCGCCAUCUCCGGCGCGGAGCUCAUCUGGACGAGCGAGGGCGAGCUCUACACGUGGACGUCGUCCGUGCUCGACGCGGCCAUCUUCCUGGGCUUCGUCGUGGGCACGCUGUCCAUGGGCCGCUACGCGGACUUGAAGGGGCGCCUCGCGGCGCAGCGCGUCUCGUGCCUCUUGGCGACGGUCGGCGCGGUCGCGAGCGCCCUGGCGGGGCCGCGGCACGGCCGCUACGUGGAGAUCGCGUGCUUCCGGUUCCUGCUGGGCAUCGGCGCGGGCGGCGCGGCGCCCAUCGCGGCGAGCUACACGUACGAGCGGCUCCGCGAGGUCGAGCGAGCGGCGGGCGGGCCGCUCGUCCACGACCCGCGGACGUCCGGCGGCCCGGCGAGCGCGACGGGCUCCAUGGACAUCUGGAACCUCGCGGGCCAGGCGGGGAGCUACCUCGUUGCUAUUUUGUUGAUGUCCUGCGGCGGGUGGAUGUCGAAGAAAGCGAUGUGGCGGUCGAUGCUCGGCCUCGGCGCGCUGCCGUUCCUGUUGUCGGCGUUCCUGACGCGCGACGCCGAGGAGAGCCGCGCCUUCGCGCGGCUCGGCGACCGGCGCCUCGGCGCCGGCUGGGCCGACUUCCGCAAGGCGCUGGCCGCGAGGGACCCGACGGGGCCGGCGAAGCUCUUCGACGUCGUUUUGGUCGUCUUCUGCUACCAGCUGGUGUGCUACGGCCUGUUGUUGCUCCUGCCGGACCUCGUGGAGGCGGCCAUCGUUUCUCCGACGAACCGGGAGAUUCUGGGGGUUCUGGCGGCGCUGAGCGCCGUCGGCAUCUUCGCGGCCUACUCGUCGCUCGGCCCCAUCGACUCGCUCGGCGCCGCGGCCGUGCUGGAGCGGACCCUGGUCUUCUCGGCGCUCGUGACCUGGGCCUUCGCGCUGGGCCUGGGGUUCUCGUCGUCGACGACGCUGCUGCUGGUUUUAUGUUUCGCGGCGCGCUUCGCGGUGAACCUGCCGUCGUCGGCGGCGUUCGCGCUGCCGUCGCUCCUGUUCCCGACGGAGAUCCGCGCGUCCUGCUCCGGCGCGGCGAACGCCGCGGGCAAGCUCGGGGGGCUCGUGGGGAACCUGACCUUCACCUACAUCGCGAACGCGCUCGGCGACGCGUCGCUCCUGGCGAUCUGCGCGUCGUCGCUCGUCCUCGGCGCGUUCUUCAUGAACAAGCUCGCGACGAACUACAUCAACGAGAACGCGGCCGACGACCUCGACGCGGCGGAGGCCCUCGGGCGGAAGGCCGGCGACGACCGGGAGCGCUACCUCGACGCGGCGGAGGCGCUCCUGCGCAAGGCCGAGGGGCCCUCGUACCAGGACCCGACGCCCUGCGACGUUAAGACGCUGUUGUAG